AUGGAGACCGAAGCCCCCGUGAGCGAUGGCAUCAAGGCUGGCGAGACUAAUACCGAAAACCACAAGGACGAUUCCAUGGCCCAUUCAAAGAGCAAGACGGAAGGCACGAGGAAGCUCACUGAUAUCUUUCGUAUCUCCAAACUGAAGGUAUUUCUGCUGGCACUCUCUUUUGCCUAUCUGGCCAAGACCAUGUCUGGGGCUUACAUGAACAGCAUGCUCACACAGCUCGAACGGCGGUUCAACAUCCCCGCCUCACUGCUUGGAGUGAUCAGUGGAAGCUUUGAAAUGGGGAACUUGCUGGUGAUUGCCUUUGUGAGCUACCUCGGAGCAAAAUGCCAUAGGCCGCGCCUAAUCGCUAUAGGAUGCACAGUCAUGGCCUUGGGGUGUUUUUUGAUAGGGCUGCCUCAUUUUCUGAUGGGAAGGUACCAGUAUGAAAACAUUGCUUUUUCAUCAGAAAAUUCUUCUUCAUUCAUGGCUGUUUGCCAUGCCAAUUAUACCAUGCCUACUGAACAAACCACAGAAGAAUGUGAAAAGCAGGCCGGAUCUUCGAUGUGGGUGUUUCUGUUGGUGGGAAACAUUAUCCGAGGUGUCGGUGAAACGCCCAUCACCCCCUUAGGCAUUUCGUAUGUGGAAGAUUUUGCAAAAUCCGAAAAUUCUCCUUUCUACAUUGGCUGCCUACAGAUAGCGACGGUCCUGGGCCCAUUGUUUGGUCUGAUGUUGGGUUCCUAUUGUGCACAGCUGUACGUGGAUGUUGGAUUCAUAGACCUAG
Gekko japonicus is the source of this 769-nucleotide messenger RNA. Its product is annotated as solute carrier organic anion transporter family member 1A4-like. Gene Ontology annotation, cellular component: membrane. Gene Ontology annotation, biological process: transmembrane transport; sodium-independent organic anion transport; bile acid and bile salt transport. Gene Ontology annotation, molecular function: bile acid transmembrane transporter activity. The transcript has 7 exons. The annotation marks the transcript as partial. The record is from RefSeq and is a predicted model, not a curated record. NCBI's taxonomy places the organism in Eukaryota, Metazoa, Chordata, Lepidosauria, Squamata, Gekkonidae.